GCAGGCGACGGCGUUCUUUGGUUUUCCGCGUGUAGCGUUGCUAACGCCAACUCAGAAGCAGAACCCAGCAUUGCAGUCGGCCGGUUUGCUUUCACUUGGUUGUCAGCUCGCGUCCCGGUCUCACGGGGAUGGCAGACGAUCUGGGAGACGAGUGGUGGGAGAACCAGCCAGCAGCCGCCAGCAGCCCAGAGCUGUCAGGUGUUGAGGAAGGAGGAGACACGGAAAUGACACAGCAGGACACAGUUCCCGUUCCUGAGAAAACCAAACAGCCCACAGAGUGUUUCUUGACACAAGCAAAGGAACCAAAAGCAGAGGAUUCCCGGAAGACCAGGAAGUGGAAGAAGAAGAAAAUUUCUGAUAUUCUUGCAAAAUCAGAGCCCAAACCAGGGACCCCAGAAGACCUUCAGAAGCUGAUCAAGGACCAUUACAGCAGCAGCCGUUCUGUGAUUGAAUUAGAAGAACUGCAGCUACCAGACUCCUGCUUCCUCAAGGCCAAUGACUUGACUCACAGUCUCUCUUCAUACCUAAAAGAAAUCUGUCCUAAGUGGGUGAAACUUCGGAAAACCCACACAGAGAAGAAGUCAGUCCUGAUGCUGAUUCUCUGCAGCUCCGCCGUCCGAGCCCUGGAGCUCAUCAGGUCUCUGACAGCAUUCAAAGGAGAUGCCAAAGUAAUGAAAUUAUUUGCAAAACACAUAAAGGUCCAGCAGCAGGUAAAGUUUCUGGAGAAUCGUGUGAUACACCUGGGUGUGGGGACUCCGGGGAGAAUCAAAGAACUUGUCAAACAAGAUGGCCUUAAUUUGAACCCCUUAAAGUUUCUGGUUUUUGACUGGAACUGGAGAGAUCAGAAGCUGAGGAGAAUGAUGGACAUUCCCGAGAUAAGAAAGGAGGUAUUUGAACUUCUAGAUAUGGGAGUGUUCAGCCUAUGCAAGUCAGACUCCUUGAAGCUGGGCCUUUUCUAAGCCUGGGUCUUGAUGAAGAGUCCAGUCCAACAUACUGCAAGCACUCAGUCACCCAAUGGAUCACUGAGGAUGUUUCAUGGGGAUUCUUUGACAACUGUGAGCCUGUCCUUUGGCUCAUACCCUCAGAUAAUAAAAGCUCUGCCUGUGUA
This is a messenger RNA of Arvicanthis niloticus (Nile rat), 1108 nucleotides long. It is a transcript of the gene Cmss1, whose product is annotated as cms1 ribosomal small subunit homolog. The record is from RefSeq and is a predicted model, not a curated record. Gene Ontology annotation, cellular component: 90S preribosome; nucleus. NCBI's taxonomy places the organism in Eukaryota, Metazoa, Chordata, Mammalia, Rodentia, Muridae.